Molecule: messenger RNA, 1434 nt
Organism: Kuraishia capsulata CBS 1993
Lineage: Eukaryota; Fungi; Ascomycota; Pichiomycetes; Pichiales; Pichiaceae
Exons: 1
Coding region: 1-1434 (477 amino acids)
Biological process (GO): ergosterol biosynthetic process; isopentenyl diphosphate biosynthetic process, mevalonate pathway
Cellular component (GO): peroxisome
Molecular function (GO): phosphomevalonate kinase activity; ATP binding
Source: RefSeq, a predicted model, not a curated record
AUGUCCCGAGUGUUCAGUGCUCCGAGCAAGGCUCUACUUGCUGGUGGUUAUUUGGUGCUAGAUCCAGCCUAUUCCAGUUUUGUGACAGCGUUGUCAGCUAGAAUGUACGCUGUCACAUCCGUGGAAGAAGCCAACGAAGCCUCUGUGAUACGAGUUGAAUCUCCGCAAUUUGAAAGUGGCAGUUGGGAAUACUCUUUUAGAAUUGACGAUUCGCAAAUACCGUUGGUUAUUACAGAGAAAAACUCCAAGCGGAAUCCGUUUGCCGAAGCCACGGUCCAUACCUUGGUUAACUACGUGAAACCAACCCAGAAUUACCGCAUCAAAGUCACCAUAUUCUCGGACUCCGAGUACCAUACGCAAGACGGCACGCGACUGGAGUCGUCGACAAACGGUUCCAAGAAGUUCCACUGGCAUACCAAGCCAAUUGACCAGGUUCCCAAAACAGGCCUUGGGUCCAGUGCAGGCUUGGUGACCGUUUUGACUACGGCUCUAUUAUCAAUAUACGUUCCAAAUUUCAAGUGCAACGACGAGAGAAGUCUUCUUCAGAUUCACAAUGUCGCUCAGAUAGCACAUUGCAUUGCUCAGAAGAAGGUGGGUUCUGGUUUCGAUGUUGCUGCCGCUACGUAUGGCAGCAUAGUAUACCGCAGAUUCGAGCCAGCAAUCAUCACCCAGCUGGUCUCAGAAAGUCACUUGCUGAGCUUGGAGGAUUACCAUAGGGAACUCAGGAAAGUUGUUUUGGAUACAGAUUGGCAUUUUGUGACGGAAAAGUGCUCUUUACCAAAAGGAAUCCGAAUUCUCAUGGGAGAUGUUGCCGGUGGUUCUGAGACUCCUAAGAUGGUUUCUCAGGUUUUGGCCUGGAGAUCGCAGAAACCCGAAUAUUCUCACGAGGUCUGGACUAGUCUCAACACUGCUAAUAUGGCUCUGGUAGACAGUCUGCAGAACCUCAAAUUGCUCAGUGAAAGCGACCCCCAUGCAUACUCCGAGUUGAUCUCUGCAUUGCAGACAUACAAUGUUGCACAGAUAAAGAACCUGGCGUCUUUUUCUGUGGACUACGCUGCCAGAUUUGAGCUGAUUAUCAAUAUCGUGCAUUCUAUCGAAAACAUUCGCCAUUGGAUGAGAGUCAUGACCAGAGAGUCCGGGGCCUCGAUAGAACCAUCUGAACAGACCAUUCUGCUGAACAACUGCAAUACGGUUAAAGGCGUUCUGGGUGGAGUCGUGCCGGGUGCCGGUGGUUAUGAUGCCAUCUGUCUGAUUGUUGCUGCUUCUUCGAUUUCCAGUAUUAUUGAGUCUACAAAGGGAUCUGGGGAGUCAUCCAAUCUAGAUCUUUCCAGCAUCAAUAAGCACCAGUUUGACCGCGUUUCCUGGCUCGAUCUGACCGAGCAGCAAGACGGAGUCUUGGAGGAAAACUUGGAAGAUUUCAAGGGGUUGCUAUAA